Messenger RNA from Knipowitschia caucasica, 636 nucleotides. The record is from the annotation of a GenBank genome assembly. Lineage: Eukaryota; Metazoa; Chordata; Actinopteri; Gobiiformes; Gobiidae.
AUGGAGUUUGCUCGUUGGCGCAGUUACGAACGGAGAGGUGUAGCAACAUCCACACCAUACAAAGGAGAGGGCACAGCAAAACCUCCUGGACCACCAGUAUCGAGUCUUUCAGACUCUUCGGAUCAUGACAGGGGUAAAGAAAUGGUCCUUUCAGGUGUAGAGGAGUUGAUCACAGCAAGUGAAAAAGUUGACGUGCUUGAAUCAAGUAUGCACUCGUUGGCAAUUUCUGAAAAACAUGAUGACGACCUAGAGGCUGCUAAUGAUUUGCAGAAUAGUAUGAUUGAGAUGGAGGAAGCUGUUUGCUGGGAAGAUGACGACUCUGAUGAGGAUUAUGUUCCUUUCCUCUAUCUACGAUCUACUGGAGCUUCAAGGGCAGAAAUUGACAAGCUUCCUGAAAUACACAUAGAUGAGGCUGUGCUGGAUGUAGAGGAGGUGCCCAUAGUUCCUGAAGAAGAUCAACACAUUCCUGUAAGACACAAGGUUGAGACUGUAGAGGACCUCGUAGGAAAGGAAGCGAGCAUCUGCUACAAUGACAACUUGCUCUCUCUUGCAAGGUACAUGCAGUUGCCUUUGUACUUGGUGAUGGCAGAAUGGACUCCCCUGGCCACUGUGCACAAUUUUGUACAUACACCAUGA